AUGAAGAGGAGAAAUGAUCCAGAAUGCACUGCCCCUCUCAAGAAACAGAAGAAAAGAGUUGCAGAGCUUGCCCUGAGCCUCAGCUCUACAUCUGAUGAUGAACCUCCCUCCUCUAUCAAUCAUGCAGCAAAAGUAUCUACCACAAGCCUCAGUGGGUCCGACAGUGAGACUGAGGGGAAGCAACGCAGCUCUGAUGAUGCAUUCAAAGCAGACUCUCUUGUGGAGGGAACUUCUUCCCGCUAUUCCAUGUACAACAGCGUCUCCCAGAAGCUUAUGGCGAAGAUGGGCUUCAGGGAAGGUGAAGGAUUGGGUAAAUACAGCCAGGGUCGGAAGGACAUCGUUGAGGCCUCUAAUCAGAAAGGUCGAAGAGGCCUGGGUCUGACGUUGCAAGGCUUUGAACAGGAGUUGAAUGUGGACUGGCGAGAUGAGCCCGAGCCCAGUGCCAGAGAGCAGGUGUCAUGGUUCCCAGAAUGUACCACUGAAAUUCCUGACACUGAGGAAAUGAAAGAUUGGAUGGUUGUGGGAAAGAGGAAGAUGAUUAUUGAAGAUGAAACAGAGUUUUGUGGGGAAGACCUGCUUCAUAGUGUGCUGCAGUGUAAGAGUGUGUUUGAUGUCCUGGAUGGAGAGGAGAUGCGACGAGCUCGGACCCGAGCCAAUCCCUAUGAGAUGAUCCGAGGAGUCUUCUUCCUGAACAGGGCAGCAAUGAAGAUGGCCAAUAUGGAUUUUGUGUUUGAUCGCAUUUUUACAAAUCCACGGGACUCUUAUGGGAAACCACUGGUGAAGGACCGGGAAGCGGAGCUUCUGUACUUCGCUGAUGUCUGUGCAGGCCCCGGGGGCUUCUCGGAGUACGUGCUGUGGAGGAAGAAGUGGCACGCAAAGGGCUUUGGGAUGACCCUGAAGGGCCCGAAUGACUUCAAGCUGGAGGACUUCUACUCGGCCUCCAGCGAACUCUUUGAACCUUACUACGGCGAGGGUGGGAUCGAUGGAGAUGGAGACAUCACCCGCCCAGAGAACAUCACUGCUUUUCGGAAUUUUGUCCUGGAUAACACAGAUCGAAAGGGUGUCCACUUUCUGAUGGCCGAUGGGGGUUUCUCCGUGGAGGGCCAGGAGAACCUGCAGGAGAUCCUCAGCAAGCAGCUGCUGCUCUGCCAGUUCCUCAUGGCGCUCUCUGUUGUCCGGACAGGAGGCCACUUCAUCUGCAAAACCUUCGACCUGUUCACACCGUUCAGCGUGGGGCUCAUCUACCUGCUGUACAGCUGCUUUGAACGAGUAUGUCUCUUUAAGCCGAUUACCAGCCGUCCUGCCAACUCAGAGAGGUAUGUGGUGUGCAAGGGCCUGAAGGUGGGCAUAGAUGACGUGCGGGAGUACCUCUUCUCAAUCAACAUUAAACUCAACCAGCUGCGGAACACCGAGUCCGAUGUCAACAUUGUGGUUCCCUUGGAGGUGAUCAAGGGAGACCCUGAAUUCACCGACUACAUGAUACGGUCCAAUGAGAGCCACUGUAGUCUGCAGAUCAAAGCUCUGGCCAAAAUCCAUGCCUUUGUUCAAGACACGACCCUGAGUGAGCCUCGGCAGGCAGAGAUCCGGAAACAGUGCCUCCGUCUUUGGGGGAUCCCGGACCAGGCUCGUGUGGCUCCUUCCUCCUCAGACCCGAAGUCUAAGUUCUUUGAGCUGAUCCAGGGCACUGAGAUCGACAUCUUCAGCUAUAAGCCCACGCUGCUCACCUCCAAAACCUUGGAGAAGAUCCGCCCAGUGCUCGACUACCGCUGCAUGGUGUCUGGCAGUGAGCAGAAGUUCCUCCUGGGCCUGGGGAAGUCACAGAUCUACACGUGGGAUGGCCGCCAGUCAGACCGCUGGGUCAAGCUGGACCUGAAGACAGAGCUGCCCCGGGACACUCUGCUCUCUGUGGAGAUUGUCCAUGAGCUGAAAGGGGAGGGGAAGGCCCAGCGGAAGAUCAGUGCCAUCCACAUCCUCGAUGUCCUUGUGCUGAAUGGCAGCGACGUGCGGGAGCAGCACUUUAACCAACGAAUUCAGCUUGCUGAGAAAUUUGUGAAAGCCGUUUCCAAGCCUAGUCGGCCUGACAUGAAUCCCAUCAGGGUGAAGGAGGUGUACCGACUGGAGGAAAUGGAGAAGAUUUUUGUCAGGUUGGAGAUGAAGAUCAUCAAGGGCUCCAGCGGCACCCCAAGACUCAGCUACACAGGGCGGGACGACCGGCACUUUGUGCCCACUGGCCUCUACAUCGUCAGGACAGUGAAUGAGCCCUGGACGAUGGCAUUCAGCAAAAGCUCUAAGAGGAAGUUCUUCUACAAUAAGAAAACCAAGGACUCUACCUAUGAGCUCCCUGCAGAAGCCAUUGCCCCAUUUCACAUCUGCUACUAUGGCCGGCUCUUCUGGGAAUGGGGGGAUGGCAUCCGUGUACAUGACUCCCAGAAGCCCCAGGACCCGGACAAGCUAUCCAAGGAGGAAGUCCUCACCUUCAUCCAGACGCACAGCGCCUGA
Pipistrellus nathusii (Nathusius's pipistrelle) is the source of this 2499-nucleotide messenger RNA. The record is from the annotation of a GenBank genome assembly. Lineage: Eukaryota; Metazoa; Chordata; Mammalia; Chiroptera; Vespertilionidae.